GUAUUUCAAAAAGGGGUGUCAUUUCAAAUAAAAUUUAAAAUGAUAUCAAAUUGAAAACUUUUCUUUUUAUUGGCUGUGUAUACAUCUCAUCUAUGCACAGCUCAAGAGAUUUUAGAAUUUUUUCGUAAAAUAAUGCCUCUGCAGCUGUUUAUCGCAUGAAAAGUGGCAAAAAUUUCAUGGAGUUUUGGUGUCGGAUGGAAAUUGUUAAAUUUGUCAGAAUUUUUUUGAGAAUAAAUUUUUUAAAGUUUUCCAAGUUCAGUUCUACUAAGAUAUGCAAGAUAUAAUUUUGGAUCAAUAAAACCUUGUGGCACUAUGUAUAUUAAUACCACAAAAUUUGCAUAAUUAAUGCGAUAUACAUCAAUUUUCCAUUUUUUGUUGCAAAAAGUUUGUUAGAAACUCACCAGUUUAUUGGAAAAAAUUUAAAACCUGCUUAACUAUGAAAGAUAAUUACAAACUCAAUCUAAGUUAUUAUAAAAUGGUUAUAAACCCUCUACACCAGAAAUGGCUUAAUGACAAAUAAUUCCGUCCGACACAAAAACUAUUUCCGUCCGACACCAAAAUGAAUCAAGUCACUCUGAAGUACAAUUUGCAGUAGGGAUUUGAGUCUUCUUCAUCACAAGGUGAGUACAAACAAUUAGUUUUGGUAUUAUGCAAUAGGUGUCAGUUCACUAAUUUGUCAAUAGGUGGCAGGAUUUUGUUUACUAAAACAAAGGACAAAGAUGUCAAAUCAUCAGUGGAUUUGAAUCAUGAAUUUUUUUAAUUCAGCAUCAUCAGCCAGCUGAAAAUUAGAAAUAAAAACCAUGGGCCGUCCACGCAAAGAAAAUAAAAUAUCCAAUGCUGAAAAGUGCAAGCGAUAUCGAGAAAAACAAGACUCAGGAGAACGUAAAGAAAAAGAUCGAAUUCGAAAACAAAAAUCUCGAAGUGCUAUGAAACAAGCUGAAAAUGCUCAAAAGCGCAGGCAGCAGUUGAAAACGGAUCGAGAGCGAAAGAAAAAGAACAAUACUGAUACACCAUACACGACUAAGUCUGCACGAGCAAGGUCACUAAAAAGGGCAAAGGACAGUUUACCUAAGGACAACAACCAGAUGAUGGACAUUAUUUCUGGUAUCCUUCAUGAUCUGACCCCAAAGAAAAAAGCCACCGUUUUGUCAAACGUUAAAACCAUUCCAAAGCAGAAAUCUCCAGGCCGACCCCUGGCCUUGGAUGCAGAGAAAAGGGACUUUGUAAUUUCCUUUUUGGAGAGAGAAGAUAUAAGCUAUACGAUGCCCGGACAGAAGGACCAGGUUUAUACUGGAAAAGACACCAUGGGAAAUAGCUGUUACAAGACAAAGCACUACUUAUUUUGGACUUUAAAUGAGCUGGUGCAAAUUCUAAAUGCAGACUCCUACAAGGAUAAAUUUGGGGAAGAAAUUAAGUUUUCCACACUACAUAGGUUGAUCAAGGCAACCAAGCAUGUUCUAUACCAGCAAGAUAUCCCACACCAGUCAUGUCUGUGUGACAGAUGUGAAAAUCUUGAACUCCUUAUUCAGGGCAUAAAUGCUAGUAGGCCUAGAUUUGCAGAAGCACAAUCAGUGUCAGAGACCAAGCUUCCAAGUAACUGUCAUGAUCUGUUCAAACUGGUAACAUGCUCCAUUGAUGACAUAAGCUGUGCAACUGGUCAGUGCACUAAAUGUCCAGUUAUUGAUGUCGGGUCUAUAAGAGAAGUAGAUUUCAUCUCAUUUUUCCAGUGGGAAAAAAACGCAGGGACAAAGUAUCCUGAAAAAGUAGGUCAUCGUCUCUCUGGUAGUGAAUGUGUAGACCUCUUGAAAGAACAGAUCAGUGAUGUGAAAUAUCACUAUUUUCUGAAGAGAAACCAACAUGCCGCCUUUCGAGCUCAGAAGGAAAGCUUGAAAGCCAAUGAAAUCAUCAUCCACAUUGAUUUCUCUGAAAACUAUGAUAAUAGACAGCAAAAUGCUGUUCAGAGUGCCUAUUUUGGCUGCCAGUCAUACACCCUAUACACAGCCUGUGUUUAUCGCAAGGUUGGUGCAGGCUUGAUUUGUGACAAUUAUGUCCUUGUCACUUCCUCAGGUGAACACUCCAGAACAGUAGCAUUCAACUUAAAUAAAUACCUUUUAGAACUGACCGUACAGAAGGGACAGGCCUUUGACACAGUCUACUUCUGGUCGGAUGGGUGCGCAGCACAAUUUAAAAGCAAACAUUGCUUUCAUCAGCUGAUCAAAUUCAAUGACAACCUGAAGGUGUGCUGGCAUUAUUUUGAGAGCCACCAUGGUAAGGGCUCUGUCGAUGGGCUUGGUGGUUGUGUCAAAAACACAGUGUUUAGAAAGGUGAAGGCCAAUCAAGUGGUAAUCAGUUCUGCUAAGCAGUUUGCAGAUUUUGCAAAUGCCACUGUGUCAAACAUAAAUGUGAUCCAUGUCGGUGAGGAGAGAUUUGAAUCAGUUAUAGAUUGUGAUUUAUCUAAACCAGUGGAGGGUACGUUGAAAGUCAGAUAUGUGGAAAGAUGCUCCACAAACCUGGGGUAUGUCCUUAAGUUUUAUGUCGCAUCCCCUCUACCUGAGGCAUCAGAUAUUGUCCCGCCAUUUCAGAAAGUUGAAUACUUGUCCGAUUGUCAGGACGUAGUAGAAGAGGUAUUGGGCCUAGAACCCCCCAUCUUUGACAUGGUAGAAAUAGGUCAGUGGUAUGUUUCAUAUUGCCAUGAAUACAAUUAUUGGUUUGUAGGCCUUGUUUCAAGAACCAACAUGACUGGACCUACAGGCCAAAUACAGAUGACAUUCCUAGAACAGGACAAGCCCGGCGUGAACAGAUUUCGAAACAAAAGUGACUUCGACACGGUUAAACUUGGGGACAUUUUCCACAAGCUCCAUGAUGAGCCCAUGAAUAUUGGCUCAUCCACCCGCAUCACAUUCAUGUCACUAUCUGAAAAGGAUUUUGAAGAAAUCACAACAUUGUUUGCCAGGCACUACCUUAGGCCAUGAACAAUGACAAAGGUUGUAAAUUUGUCUGUCUAGUCUCAGGGUUGAAUUUCAUGGACAAUAUGACAUAAGGUUGUAAAUUUGUCUGUCCAGUCUCAGAGUUGAAUUCCAUGGACAAUAUGACAUAAGGUUGUAAAUUUGUCUGUCCAGUCUCAGAGUUGAAUUCCAUGGACAAUAUGACAAAGGUAGUAAAUUUGUCUGUCCAGUC
This is a messenger RNA of Priapulus caudatus, 3177 nucleotides long. RefSeq lists its product as uncharacterized. NCBI's taxonomy places the organism in Eukaryota, Metazoa, Priapulida, Priapulimorpha, Priapulimorphida, Priapulidae. The transcript has 2 exons. Bases 801 to 2972 code for a protein of 723 amino acids. The record is from RefSeq and is a predicted model, not a curated record.